AUGCCUGCACGGCGCACCUACAGAGCCCCGGCGCGGAAUGGCUGUUUUGAGUGCAGGAACCGGCGAAUCAAGUGCCCCAACGAACACCCCCAGUGCUCCCAUUGCACCAGCGACAACAUAAUAUGUCAAUAUAUUCCCUCCUCCACCUCCUUGGUCUGGCCCAGGGUCAAGUCUCGCUCCACCACCCCGACCCUUCCCCCAUCCCGCACCGCCUCCCCUUCCCACGUGAACCCCAGGAUUUUCGCUGAAUACCGCGUCGUCAUGGACCCCGUUGCCCCUUCCACUCCCACGGGGGAUCUGAACAUUCAAGACCUCGAGUUGAUGAUGCAAUGGUGCACAACCACAUACCGCUCGGUCUCGCGAAAUACCUCGGUAGAAGGAAUCUGGCAGGGCGUAGUGCCAAGGGAAGCCAUGCGCCACCCAUUCUUGAUGCACGGCAUCUUGGCUCUCUCCGCCCUGGAUCUGGGCUUCAACUGCCCCUCCGGUCCGCCCAAAGACUAUUACAUCCGAACCGCCCAGGCACACCAGUCCCGGGCUGUGACCGGUCUCAGCAAGAUCGCGGGACGUCUGGAUCAAUCCAACUGCAAUGCCGCUUUUGCUCUGUCCAGUAUCAUGGUGGUCUUUUCCUUCGCCCUCCCUCGGACGACGAACAAACUCGGGGACGUCCUGAAUGAGCUUCUCAACAUAUUCCGGUUCACACGCGGGUCGGUGGACGUCCAAGGAGGAAUUAUCAAUUGGGUCGCGGAUGGCGAGUUCAGCCCGCUUCUCGAGUGCGACACCUCGCAGCCAACCAUGCCCGACACGUCUCGGCUGGCCAUCAUGUCGCUGACACGAAUGAACGCGGACCUAGCCAGCCGCGAUCCCACCCAUGAUAAGGACACGUAUGACACGACGAUCCGGUACCUGAGCUACUCGCUGGACAAGCUGGCCCGGGGCGGAGAAACCAUGAUUAUUGCCUUCCAGUGGAUCUUCCAGAUCCCGCCGCGAUACUUGGAUUUGCUGCAGCAGAGACAGCCCUUUGCGUUAGCCAUCUUGGCCCAUUACGCGGUGAUUAUCCACUCGUUGCGAGGACAUUGGUGGAUGGGCGAGUGGGGAGCGCGACUGAUCCGGGAGAUCGGCCAGCGCCUGGGUGCAGACUGGAAAGACUCAAUCAGUUGGGUGGUGGACGCGACAGGAUGCUAUAUUCCUCCAGUCUGA
Aspergillus tubingensis is the source of this 1197-nucleotide messenger RNA. RefSeq lists its product as uncharacterized. NCBI's taxonomy places the organism in Eukaryota, Fungi, Ascomycota, Eurotiomycetes, Eurotiales, Aspergillaceae. Gene Ontology annotation, molecular function: DNA-binding transcription activator activity, RNA polymerase II-specific; zinc ion binding. The record is from RefSeq and is a predicted model, not a curated record. Bases 1 to 1197 code for a protein of 398 amino acids. Gene Ontology annotation, biological process: regulation of transcription by RNA polymerase II. The transcript has 2 exons.